AUGCAACCUCCUACUGGUGCCGCUGCACCAGCAAUGGAAAUGCCAGCACUGGAUCCCGACACGCUGGUAGACGUUCUGAACAAGGGGCUUGUGAGGUACUACAUGCUUGACUGCGGAGGCAAGUCGCAAGAUAUGUGCAUUCUGCGGCAUCCCAACGGUUUGCUUGUGUUGAGCCUUGCUCCAUCUCACAGCUUGCUGCAGCCGUCAGCACCUCGGGUGCUCGAGGUCCAGUUUCCUGACAGCAUUAGCGAACACGAGGCCUUUGGCAAGCGCGGACGGGGUGGGGCGAACCUACUUCCGAAGACCGUCCUUGCUGACAUCUCGUUGUCGGAUGGUUCACGGAUUCACGUCCAAGCAGGUAUUGAAGGGCGAUUGAUUGAGCUGAACAGCGCUCUGCGGGAGCAGCCUCAGCUCCUGCAGUCGUGCCCAGAAGAUGAGGGUUUCGUGGCCAUUCUGCAGCCCAAAAGGCCACAGGACGUACCACGCAUCUUGGCAAAGCUGCUUGACCCCUCAAACUACGCCCGCAUGCGUCCAGGGCAUGUGCAGACAUACCGUCAUCAUAUCUGCGGAACUUCCGGUCCUGCUUGGGCCGGUGAUACGAAAGCUUCGGCGAUGCCAACUGCAUCGUUGGAUGCAUCCUGA
Molecule: messenger RNA, 642 nt
Organism: Symbiodinium sp. CCMP2592
Lineage: Eukaryota; Dinophyceae; Suessiales; Symbiodiniaceae
Source: the annotation of a GenBank genome assembly